GCAAGUAUGAAAACGUUGAUAAAAGACACAAGCGUUCCCACAUCAAGCAUGGUUAGCCUUCAUUGUUUGUUUACGUGUCGCGUUUUUCAUUUAAAAAAAUACAAGUUGGCCAAGUUAGGCUCUUGCGUUCGUACGAGGAACAACAUAUUGCUGAUAAAGUGUUGUUUGGACAAAAGAACAAAAUGUUUUCAUCGCUCUAUGUUCCGAAGGAACCUAUUGGCAAGUAUAUGCCAUUUCUUGCUCUGUUUCAGUUAUAUGUGAUAUUUGGAGAACCUUACUUAGGUCUCACUUACUUUCAAUGGAUACGUGACCUUUUAGGUCCUAAAAUUAUGAUACUUACUGUGCAGAUUCUUGUGUACGCUCACAGUAUUGAAGCAUACAUUGCACUUAUGUACAGCACUUCACGUAAAUUGCCAUUCAGCAUCACUUUCGUUGGUUUCUAUCAACACUGAUGUUUGGCGGACCCACACUGUUUAUGCAUUUCAAAGAAACAUCCCGAUAGUGUUCAGACUCAUGAGAGUAAACAGAACAAGCCUGCGCAUGUGUCGUCCUUUGUAGCUUUAUUCCAAUGAAAGUUUGGUAAUAUGACAGACUAUGAAUGAAACUAUAGUCAAAAAGAAAAACCAGAAAUGUGUCGCGACUGACGGUCUUGACAACCGUAUAAUGUACGGGAAUAAGAACUUGGAUAUUAAUUUUGUGCAACAGAUCUAUGGGUAGUUGACUGUUAGCUAGAUGGAUGUGAAAGGAUCGAAGAGAUGAUUGUUUAUAAGCAAAUAAGGACAAGAUUAUUUGGUAUGAAAUAAAGGGUUCUUCAUUUACUGCUUUUUUAUAUUGUAGCCAAUUUGGGUUCUUUCUCUUCAGUUGAAGUAGAUAAUCAUUCGCUUUUAUUAGAGUUUUAGUCGACUAUACUAGUUCUUAAAGAAUAAAUUACUAGAAAGAGAAAAAUGAAUACGACAAAAUUGCAGUGCAC
Schizosaccharomyces japonicus yFS275 is the source of this 970-nucleotide messenger RNA. RefSeq lists its product as hypothetical. The transcript has 2 exons. The coding region runs from base 183 to 452 and encodes 89 amino acids. The record is from RefSeq and is a predicted model, not a curated record. NCBI's taxonomy places the organism in Eukaryota, Fungi, Ascomycota, Schizosaccharomycetes, Schizosaccharomycetales, Schizosaccharomycetaceae.